AUGAGUCAUCCGGGUUGGGUGAUGGUUUCGUUUCUAACCGAACUGCUCAGCUCUUAUGGUGGACUCGGACAGUCGUCUUCUCGUUGUGCAAAUGACACUGAAAUAAUUGAUAAUCUUCUAAAGGAUACGUAUAAUAAACAUUACAUACCUGCUCAUCCUGUUCAUGUUCGCGUUGAUAUGUGGGUACAAGAGGUUACAGCAGUUUCAGAACUUACGCAGGACUUUGAAAUUGAUCUGUAUAUAAAUGAAUUUUGGGAGGAUCCUGCUCUUGUUUUCGAUUUUAUGAACCCAUGUAAAAGUAACAUAUCUUUUGACGACAAGGUGCUACAAAAACUUUGGAUUCCCAACACAUGUUUCAUCAACUCGAAAACUGCUGCGAUACAUGAAUCACCGUUCAGGAACGUGUUUCUGAUGGUUUUUUCAAAUGGAACAUUGUGGACAAAUUAUCGCAUGAAGCUCACUGGUCCUUGUGAUAUGAAUCUGAAGCGCUUUCCCUUCGAUCAGCAGAAAUGCUUUUUAACAUUCGAAUCAUUCAAUUACAACACUGGCGAAGUGCGAAUGUCUUGGAAUCAGCCUUAUCCUGUGAUGAUGCUCAAAAAUAUAGAACUGCCCGACUUCAAAUUGACCAAUUUCAGUGUUAUUGCAGUUGAACAGAUGUAUCCCGCAGGUUGGUGGGAUGAGCUGACGGUGGCCUUCGUAUUCAAGAGAAGAUAUGGAUGGUACAUUUUGCAAGGCUACAUUCCAACUUAUGUGACAAUUUUCAUUUCCUGGAUUUCUUUCUACCUGGGAUCGAGGGCUAUUCCUGCGCGAACAAUGCUCGGUGUAAAUUCUCUACUAGCCAUGACCUUUCAAUUCGGCAACAUCAUCAGGAAUCUUCCUCGUGUAUCAUAUGUGAAAGCGAUCGAUGUAUGGAUGCUCAGUGGCAUGAUGUUCAUAUUUCUCUCCUUGCUUGAACUAGCCGUUAUUGGAUUUAUGUCGAGGAAUGAAGGAGCUCCUCGUCGCAUAACACCAAGGAAGCGCAGUUUCGAUAUUGAUGAAUUUGCUUGGAAAGAAAUGCCCAGCCCUAGGAUUGGACUCCGUCAGUUCUGGGUUGAUAAACGUUGCUCAUCGCUGAGGAACCAUAAUGAGUACGGCUUACUGAAAUGUGUCUGGACAUCGCAUUCAUCGUCUCGUCGUAAUGGUUUCAUUGAAGCAACCAUCAAAUGUUAUCCAACAUUGUCUGCUUGUCUUAUACUUAUUCCUGCAAAAUUGCAGGUGGAUCAAGGAGCAUCACCAUCUGAUGCGCAUACUACCGGUGACCCUCUUGCAUGCACCAUUCCGACCGUUCGGAGGCGGCGAGUGCGAACAGGAAUAUGGUUUCGCAUAAGAAGGCACACAAGAAGUUUAUUGGAUAUGGAACCUGAAACAGUUGAUAAAUACAGGUUCGCUUCCUUCAAAUGUGCUUAUAAAUGUCCAAGAAAACUUCAUCUUCUAUGA
Molecule: messenger RNA, 1476 nt
Organism: Anisakis simplex (herring worm)
Lineage: Eukaryota; Metazoa; Nematoda; Chromadorea; Rhabditida; Anisakidae
Source: the annotation of a GenBank genome assembly